Lingula anatina is the source of this 1427-nucleotide messenger RNA. Its product is annotated as methyltransferase-like protein 27. The record is from RefSeq and is a predicted model, not a curated record. Lineage: Eukaryota; Metazoa; Brachiopoda; Lingulata; Lingulida; Lingulidae.
AACACAGGCAUACCACUAUAACGGAUUGAUCCAAGACAACAGAUAAAACCGUGUGUUUGAAUGCCUAUCAUUGUCUGUGAUUCUGUAGGUCAAGUUAGUUCCGCUGCAGAUAGUCUAGAUGUGAAUUGAAUAAGACGUGUGCUUUGCAUGACUGUUCGCAAAUACGAGCAAGCAUUACAUCUUACGAGUUAAUUCCUGAUUUAUCGGCAUCUACAAGUUCAUUAAAAAGAGAUGAGUAGCGAAAAGGUACGUGGAGUCGUCACCGACAUCACACGCUUAGACAUCACCAACGAUGAGGUUAUGGACAAGUAUAAAGUAUGGGCCCAGAGUUACGAUGAGGAUUUGAGUUUCAUAGAAUAUAAUCCCCCUAAAAUUGGUGCCAGCGAGUUAUCGAAGUUAUUAGGGGACAAUAAGAACGCUUUAAUUCUGGACGCUGCGGCGGGGACCGGGUUAGUAGCAAUUGAGCUGAAGAAAAAUGGUUUUCAAAACAUCGAUGCACUGGACGCCAGCGCGGAAAUGCUGGAAAAGGCGAAGGAGAAGAAACUGUAUAAUAACGUUAUCUGUGACUUUAUGGGCCCAAAUCGGUUGGAUAUAAAAGAUGAUACUUAUGACGGAGUUGUGACUGUAGGUAGCUUUUGUCCAGGUCACGUGAACGGAAGCUGUCUGGCUGAGCUAAUUCGGAUCGUGAAGCCAGGUGGCUACAUAGUUAUCGCCCUCAAAAAAGUUUUCCUGCCAGUUCUGGGUUACAACGGUCAAGGGCUUCACGAGAUUAUGGACGAGCAUACCAAAGCCGGCCGAUGGGACGUACUGGCCAACCAUCCCAUACCUAGGUAUCACGAAAUGGAAGAGGGAAUGUUGUACAUAUUUCGUAUCAAAGUACAGGGGUUUUAAUAUCGGUCGUGUCUCCAGGGCCUAUUCCGUGUCUUUAUGGGAGCAAUGACAUGCAACUUAUAAAAAAUCACCUGAACACAUGAGGUAUGGGAAUCUGUAUUCAUAUCAAGUACAAUAGCACAUUCGAAUUCCUUAGAUACUGGCCUGUAAGCAAAAAACUUUAAAAAUGAAAAAGAGCACAGGCGUAGAUCUGGCAAUAAACUGAAUUGACUAAUGUCUACGUUUGAAAAUACCUUUUAUAUUACAUGUUAAAACUUGUGGUGGACAUUACGAGUAUCAAAAUAUGGUUUAGUGUAUUUAAAUACGUGACGAUAUUUUUUAUUCGUAUUUCGUACAAGUUGCAAAAUGUCCUUCAAUUUGUAAAGGCAAAAUCUUAGACAGCCCUGAAUGGUUCCAUUUCGAUAGAGGGAAAUAAAACGUAUCAUCAUGUGUAAUGUAGGAUGUCAUUUCCAUAAGAUGUAAAAUGUGUCGUAAAUUUUCUUCUAGAAAGCAAUUUGCUCCGUUUACUGCAUCAAUUUGAUAAAAACGAAAUACAU